CCUUUUAGAAUCUCCCUCUUCUCUCCAAGAAGUAGUUCAACUGUGGGAAUUCGAAUCUAAACUCUCUGAGCUUCUUCUUCUUCUUCUUCUAACUACUUCUUUCGCCGUUUCCAUCUUAUUCAUAGACAGCCAGCCUCAAUGGCUCUUCGAGUAACAUUAUUAAUUGCUUUAUUAUUACUCCUUUUUACUUUUCAAUUAUUCAUCAAUUGCGUUAUUUCCACCACAACCUUUGUCAUGGUUAAUAAAUGUGACUACACAGUAUGGCCAGGCAUUCUCUCCAACCCCGACUCACCCACUCUCUCCACCACCGGUUUCGCCCUCCAAAAGAAUCAGUCCAAAACUAUAACCGCCCCAACUUCAUGGGGUGGCCGCAUAUGGGGUCGAACUCUUUGCUCCCAAGACUCCACCGGAAAAUUCUCAUGCGUUACAGGCGAUUGCGGCUCUAACAAGCUUGAAUGCUCCGGAAGUGGCGCUGCUCCACCUACCACUCUGGCAGAAUUCAAGCUCGAUGGCUAUGGUGGGCUUGAUUACUACGAUGUCAGUUUGGUUGAUGGGUACAACCUUCCAGUGCUCGUCGUUCCUCAGGGGGGCACUGGUCAGAAUUGUUCAACAACGGGAUGUAUGGUGGACUUGAACGGCGCGUGUCCUUGGGAGCUUAAAGUAAUGAGUGAGGAUGGAAAAGAAGAGGUAGCUUGUAAGAGCGCGUGCGAAGCUUUUCAACAGCCACAAUACUGUUGCAAUGGAGCGUACAGUACGCCGGACACUUGCAAGCCAUCUUCGUACUCUCAGAUCUUCAAGAAAGCAUGCCCACAAGCAUACAGCUAUGCCUACGAUGACAAAUCCAGCACCUUUACAUGCGCCUCUGGACCCGCUUACACUAUCACCUUCUGUCCGGCACCUAACACCAGCCAAAAAGCCUCUCAGGGUACUAAAAGCACUGACCCUACAAGUACAACUACUACCAACUCAGUCUCACCAGUCAUCAGCAGCACCAUGGUGUACCAGGGUGCAUUGGAUCAAAGCGCUGCAUCAUCUUCUUAUAGACACGUGUUGGGAUCAUAUGGCAUGAUCAGCAUGACGAUGGCAAUCUGGAGUGUGAAAGGGUUAUGGUAGGGCCGUUGGUAUGUGUCGUUGUCGUUUCAUGCGUGUAGCCUAGGUACAAUAUAGAUUUUUUUGUGUAAGCAAAAUGUCAGAUAAGGCAUUGGGUCCCAGGUGACGUGGAGAUUGAUGGCUUGGCUGCUAUUCUUUUGUCUCUUUCCUCAAACAAUAAAAAAUGUAAUAGAGAAAUUGAAAUAUGAGGAAUUUUAUUUUAUUUUAGGGUAGGCUGGCUGUCAUGUCAUGUCAUGUCAUGUCAGUAAUAGGAGGAGGAGGGGAUUCAUUUGUUGGUUCCUAGAAUGUAAACACCGCAUUGAUGCCAAUAAAAUGAUUUUUCGUGUUUGGUUUGUCUAA
This is a messenger RNA of Mangifera indica (mango), 1449 nucleotides long. RefSeq names its product thaumatin-like protein 1b. The coding region runs from base 139 to 1113 and encodes 324 amino acids. Gene Ontology annotation, cellular component: extracellular region. NCBI's taxonomy places the organism in Eukaryota, Viridiplantae, Streptophyta, Magnoliopsida, Sapindales, Anacardiaceae. The record is from RefSeq and is a predicted model, not a curated record. The transcript has 2 exons. Gene Ontology annotation, biological process: defense response.